Ruditapes philippinarum (Manila clam) is the source of this 1955-nucleotide messenger RNA. RefSeq names its product mitochondrial tRNA methylthiotransferase CDK5RAP1-like. The record is from RefSeq and is a predicted model, not a curated record. Gene Ontology annotation, molecular function: 4 iron, 4 sulfur cluster binding; tRNA-2-methylthio-N(6)-dimethylallyladenosine(37) synthase activity. Gene Ontology annotation, biological process: tRNA modification; negative regulation of cyclin-dependent protein serine/threonine kinase activity. The coding region runs from base 103 to 1866 and encodes 587 amino acids. Lineage: Eukaryota; Metazoa; Mollusca; Bivalvia; Venerida; Veneridae. The transcript is spliced from 14 exons. Gene Ontology annotation, cellular component: mitochondrion; cytosol.
UUUUAAUUUACAAAAGUUAUUUCCCUUUUGUGUUUAACGCCAACAGAUAUGGCAAUAAAUUAAAGAGGGCAUGGAGGGAAUAAAAACUUAUUCAAAGGCAUAAUGUUGUGUGGUAGAGCAUUUGUUAAAGGUGGUGCUGUGGUUAGACAUUUUGGAAGAGUUUUAAAAACAACAACAUGUUUGCAAUUCAGAACUCUAACUGUGCCUGCAGAUGUUAAAAGUAAGGAGGAUAAAGUGAGGCAGUUACAGAAAGGGCCAUCCUUAGAGCAUUUUAUUGCUAACAGUACUAAUACACCAGCUAAGCAAAAUGUUUGUACUGAUGAUGUUAAUAUUCCAUACCUGAAUGACAGUGACCUACUUGGAAAUGGGAGGAAUGUGUAUUUUGAUGUACAUGGUUGUCAGAUGAACACAAAUGAUAUGGAAAUUGCUUGGUCUAUCUUGCAAGAAAAAGGCUACCAGAGAACUAAUGAUAUGACUCAGGCUGAUGUUGUUUUGGUCAUGACAUGUGCUAUAAGGGAAGGGGCGGAACAGAAAAUCUGGAGGAAGCUGAAGCAUCUAACAGGGAUGAAGAGACGAGGACCUUUAAAAAAAGGUGGAGUCAGGAUGAAAAUAGGAAUUCUUGGUUGUAUGGCGGAGAGGUUGAAAACACAGAUAUUAGAGAAGGAGAAACUGGUAGAUAUUGUCUGCGGUCCUGAUGCUUACAGAGAUUUGCCCAGAUUACUAGCUGUCACAAACAACAAACAAAGUGCAGUGAAUGUGUUAUUAUCUCUGGAGGAAACCUAUGCUGAUGUGAUGCCUGUCAGGCUAAAUGAGGACUCAGUUACAGCAUAUGUCUCAAUAAUGAGAGGUUGUGACAAUAUGUGUUCCUAUUGUAUUGUACCGUUUACCCGAGGACGAGAAAGAAGUAGACCCAUAGACUCUAUACUAGAUGAGGUCAGGAUGUUGUCAGAUCAGGGAGUAAAGGAGGUGACACUUUUGGGUCAAAAUGUGAACAGUUACCGGGACAUAUCAGAAUCAAGUUUUUAUGGUGCACCGGAUCGGUCGCAAGCCACAACUCUUCGGGACGGUUUUAAGACUGUAUACAAACCUAAAUCAGGAGGUCGCAGGUUUGCUGACCUUCUGGACAAGGUGUCAGAAAUUGAUAAGGACAUGAGAAUCCGGUUCACUGCUGCACACCCAAAAGAUUUCCCAGAUGAGGUGUUACAGUUGAUAAAAGAGAGAGGUAAUAUAUGUAACCAGUUACAUUUACCUGCUCAGAGUGGAAAUAAUGAAGUAUUACAGGCAAUGAGGAGAGGGUACACAGUGGAAGCUUAUAGGCAACUGGUGGAUCAUGUUCAAAACCUUGUACCUGGUGUGGCAUUGACUAGUGAUUUUAUAUGUGGGUUUUGUGGAGAGACUGAGGAAGCCCAUCAACAGACAUUACAGUUGAUUAGAGACGUCAAAUACAGUAUGGUGUUCUGCUUUCCCUACAGUAUGAGACAGAAAACAAAUGCUUAUCACAAGUUGAAAGAUGAUGUGACAGAAGAUGACAAGAAGAGAAGACAUUUAGAAAUGAAAGAAGUGUUUAAACAAGUGGCAGGGAAACUUACUGAAACAUAUGUGGGACAAGUUCAUACUGUCCUUGUUGAAGGGGUUAGCAAGAAAGACAAGAAUUUUUUAUUUGGUAGGAAUGAUGCAGGUCUAGCUGUAAUUUUCCCAGAUAACGAGAUUUUAGAUGGAAAUAAUAAUAGACAACCAAAGGCAGGAGAUUAUGUAGAUAUAAAGAUUGAAAACACCACAUCCCAGACAUUGUAUGGAUCUCCAGUAAAAAUAACUAAUUUAUUUGACAGUGAAGAUUCUGAAAUGUUGAGAGAAUUGCAAUCCUGAUAACAAGUUUUAAAUUUAUUUUUAAAAAAUCAAUGUAUUUAUGUUAUUUUUUUUCGAGUGUUUUUGAUAAUGUAAACCUUAAAAAUUUA